UCCAAUCGUAAAAUGUCAGGUCUUUCAUUCACAAAAUCUACUCUGACAAGAGGCAAAGAUGAAGUUUAUGUGGCAGCAGUGGCACUAAGAGCUACGAAGGGAGCAGCCCAGCUUUUCAUGUCUGCUGCUUACUCCCUCAGCGUCUGGGAUUUGCAGCAUUUCAUGGUCAUCAUUAAACCCUCUUCUCCUCCUCUCAAUUCCCAGGCCAUUGCUUUCGAUUUUCAACCAGAAGAUCCAGAGGACAUAUACACAGCACUUGCUGUUCUAUCUGGUAGAGCAGUACCAGGUGUUGUUCUUACGAGGAAGUUAAGGAAGCUGCCGAGGAGCAGGUGUUGGUUUGUUGGAUAUAGUGAAGGGGAUGCUGUUGAUAAAGCCUAUGAGUUCAGCAACACAUGGGAUGCUGAUUUAAGAGUUGGGCUUCAUGACUGUCGACAUUAUACUAAUGGAUUGGUUGAGCAGCUGACUGGUGAAAAACUUGUGUUGGAGCAUUUGAGGAUCACUGGUGGGCAGAGCUAGGUCACCUUACACGAUCAUAAGCGAUGAUCUGUAUGGUGUUGAAGGACCAUUUGUCGAUACAUUAAUCAUAAUAAACAUCAUGGUGUCUAGGUUGUGAAAUAAGGACGGAUGCAAGAUUUUAUGAUAUAAGGUA
Hibiscus syriacus is the source of this 649-nucleotide messenger RNA. RefSeq lists its product as uncharacterized. The transcript has 4 exons. The coding region runs from base 13 to 516 and encodes 167 amino acids. Lineage: Eukaryota; Viridiplantae; Streptophyta; Magnoliopsida; Malvales; Malvaceae. The record is from RefSeq and is a predicted model, not a curated record.